AGAGUGGAACUAUUUCGCGCUGGUGUAUGUUUGUCAGGGGAAGUAUUUCCAGAACGUUUCUGUCGGAAAUAGCAAACGGUAGCUCUUGAUUUUCACAGAAGUUAUUUUCAUGGCUUUAUGAUCGAGUAAUUCGUUGUGGCAUGUUAGUCAGCUACAGCAGCAGCUCCGAAGAAGACGAGGAAAACGAAGGCAGGGAUAAAAGGAAGCAUAAACGUUGUAAAAACGAUGACUCCCCACCGACUAGCAAAAAGCUCAGAUGUGUCACAGCAACACAGGAUUGCUGCACCCAAAUGGCCGCGUUCCACCCUACCCAGGCAAAGCCCCGCCUGCCGUUGCCAGGUUGCGUACUCGAAAUGUUCAGCGAACCCGAGGAUCCGUCAACUGAGGACAGUUCGCUACAUGGCGGGAGAGUGCGAUCUUUCCAACACGAGAGGGGCAACUGGGCUACAUAUGUGUACCUUCCGUACGCACCUGAUGAGGGGUUCCUGGACCUGGUGGGGGAGAUGGUGCAGGUGGUGUCGGCCCGUGGCCUCUCUCUGACCUGGGCGGAGGAGUUCCACGUCAGCCUGUCUCAGACGGUGGUCCUGCGGCACCAUUGGAUCCAGCCCUUCGUGCUGUCCCUUCGUAAGGGGCUGGCCUCCUACCCACGGAUGGUGUGUUUGGCUGAAAAGAUGAAUGUAUACACCAAUGAGCAGAAGACCAGGACCUUUCUGGGUGUGGAAGUCACCACUGGGCACGCUCAGCUGUUGGAGGUCGUGAGGGCCGUGGACCAGACCAUGGAGGAGUUCAGUCUGAGCACCUUCUACAAGAACCCCUCCUUCCACGUCAGCCUGGCCUGGUCCGUGGGCGACUGCGCAGACCAGCUGCGCAGCCAAUGUCUGCAGGAGCUGCAGGCCACUCUGGACUCCCACGAGGAAGGGUCCUUCCUGCUGAGACUGGCCUGUGAGGAGCUCCGCUGCAAAUCCGGGAACAAAGUCUUCACCUUCCCCCUGCACUGACCCCUGACCCCAACGAGCGAGGCUCCGUCAGUCUCCCAGUGGGGGGGCGGCUCUCCAGAUCAGCUAUUCGCAGAUGCAAACCCGCCCUCGCGUUCUGUCACAGAGAGAGGAGAGAUUCUAUUGGUCCGUAACGCUUGUCAGUCACCGACGGCAUGCGAUAGCCCCACCCAUUUCAGGAUUCGCAAAGCCAGGGGAAAAAAGGUUGUGCGCUUGCCGCACUGCACCCUUAUAGUGGACAUAUUAUAUUGUUCAGGCCAGUCCCCAGUACUUUUUCCCACUAGCACAUUUGCACACAUUUUAGAUUUGUUUGCAAAGAAAUAAACUAUUUUAAACUUUUCUACAUUAAA
Molecule: messenger RNA, 1345 nt
Organism: Anguilla rostrata (American eel)
Lineage: Eukaryota; Metazoa; Chordata; Actinopteri; Anguilliformes; Anguillidae
Gene: usb1
Product: U6 snRNA biogenesis 1
Exons: 7
Coding region: 141-998 (285 amino acids)
Biological process (GO): U6 snRNA 3'-end processing
Cellular component (GO): nucleus
Molecular function (GO): 3'-5'-RNA exonuclease activity
Source: RefSeq, a predicted model, not a curated record